Messenger RNA from Meleagris gallopavo (turkey), 3255 nucleotides. It is a transcript of the gene SLC22A2, whose product is annotated as solute carrier family 22 member 2. Gene Ontology annotation, molecular function: transmembrane transporter activity. The record is from RefSeq and is a predicted model, not a curated record. Gene Ontology annotation, biological process: transmembrane transport. Gene Ontology annotation, cellular component: membrane. NCBI's taxonomy places the organism in Eukaryota, Metazoa, Chordata, Aves, Galliformes, Phasianidae.
AGAUCCUAAUAGAAGUCUGCUCUGUUGUGCCUUCUUGGAGUUGUCUUUUUCCAUGACCCCAAAGUAGCAAACAACCUGUUAUCUAUAUUCAGGAUAAUUCUGAUAAUAAGGUCCUUCACUCACACACAUACAGGAGAGAGAAUAACAGGACUUUCAUAAUAGUUACGCCCUCAGUUAACUUUAAAGCACUGGGAAAAGGAAUUAUUGUCUACCACGUACUUUACGCUUACAGACUGUCAAUAACAAGAAAGGACUGUCUGGGAAUAUGAAGGUGUGGGCAGCUUUGCAUGCAGCAACCAUGAGACAGUGGAGUUCAGGGUCUUACAUGGAAGAAACAAGGCAAUAAGUGGAAUUGCAAUGCUAGACUUCAGGAGAGCCAACAUUGACAUCUUCAAGGACCUACCUGGAGAUAUCCCAUGGGUUAGAGCAUUGGAAGGUUUUAAAUAAACACCUCAGCUGUGAUGUAAGAUCACAGUGAAGGUAAAAGCCGUGAAAAGCAACAGAGUUAGAUAUUUUAAUAAGAAGCAAGAGAGAAAGAUGCCAACCCUGGAUGACAUUUUAGAGCACAUCGGAGAAUUUGACAAGUUCCAGAAACAAACCUUCUUCGUCCUGUGUUUGCUUUCUGCUGCCUUCACUCCAGUCUAUGUGGGCGUCGUCUUCUUCGGGUUCACCCCCGAGCACCGCUGCUUCAGUCCUGGCGUGGCAGAGCUGAGCCAGCGCUGUGGCUGGAGCCUGGCAGAGCAGCUGAACCACACCGUUCCCGAGUGGGGCAGCCAUGGGGCCGCCUACAGCAGCCGUUGCAGCAGGUAUGAGGUGGACUGGAACGCAACGGGUGUCAGCUGCACUGAUCCCCUUGGCAGCCUUGUGGGCAACCGGAGUUCUGUCCCACUUGGCCCCUGCCAAGAUGGGUGGGUCUACGACUACUCUGGGACCUCCAUAGUGACUGAGUUUAACCUGGUGUGUGAGGACUCCUGGAAGCUGGACCUCUUUCAGUCAUCUGUGAACGUUGGGUUCUUUAUUGGCUCCGUGAUAAUCGGCUACAUAGCAGAUAGGUUUGGCCGCAAGCUCUGCCUCUUGAUCACAGUCCUCAUCAAUUCUGUCUCAGGGGUUCUCGUGGCCUUCGCACCCAGCUACAUGUGGACAGUGAUCUUUCGGUUGAUCCAGGGGCUGGUCAGCAAGGGGGGCUGGCUGACAGGCUACGUCCUGACUGCAGAAUUUGUUGGCUUAAGCUUCCGAAGGACAGUGGGCAUCAUCUACCAACUUGCCUUCACUGUGGGACUCCUCAUCCUCACUGCCGUGGCUUAUGUGCUCCCACACUGGAGAUGGCUUCAGCUUGCUGUCACCCUGCCCAAUUUCUUCUUCUUACUCUAUCAAUGGUGUCUGCCCGAGUCGCCCAGGUGGCUAAUAACUCAGAAGCAAAAUGACAAAGCUACAGAAGUUAUUAAGCGCAUUGCCAAGAGAAACAAGAAGCAGCUACCUCCCUCUUUCCAGAACCUCAAAUCUGAAGAAGAUGGAGAAAAGCUGAAACCUUCAUAUCUAGACCUGGUCAGGACACCUCAGAUAAGAAAGCACACAUUCAUUUUGAUGUACAGUUGGUUCACAAGCUCCGUCCUCUACCAAGGGCUCAUCAUGCACAUGGGACUAGCUAGUGGGAACAUUUACCUGGAUUUCCUCUAUUCUGCUCUUGUUGAGUUCCCAGCUGCCUUCAUCCUCUUGUUAACAAUGGAUCGCAUUGGCCGUCGCUACCCAUGGGCUGUGGCAAAUGUGAUGACGGGUGGUGCCUGCCUUGUUACGGCAUUAGUCCCAGACACUCUUUACUGGCUUAAAAUGACCGCAGCAUGCCUGGGCAGGAUGGGAAUUACCAUGUGCUAUGAAAUGGUUUGUUUGGUAAAUCCUGAGCUGUAUCCAACUUCUCUCAGGAACUUAGGGGUGCUGAUCUGCUCAUCCAUGUGUGACAUCGGUGGAAUCAUGACCCCCUUCAUUGUGUACAGACUAGCGGAACUCUGGCACGAGCUGCCCUUGGUUCUCUUUGCUGGGAUUGCUUUUGUUGGUGGUGGCUUGGUCUUGCUCCUUCCUGAGACGAAGGGAAAAACUCUGCCUGAGACCAUUGAAGAUGCUGAAAACAUGCACAGACUAGAAAGAAGCAAGGAAAACACAGUUUAUCUUCAAAUUCUGACUUCAGAAGCUGUACCCAAGUAAGGCUCUGCUUUUGUUCCAAACCUGCUUCUACUGGGCAGCAGUAGAGGGGCCAGCACAACAGCCCCACCCAGCCACUGAGGAAAAAAACAUGCAGACACAGCCCACCCUUCUCCAGCUUGUUCUCUUGCACUGCCACCAGCCACAGCCAUGGCAGUUGACUCCAUGGAUUUCCUAUUCAGACUCUCACAGAUCAUCUUCCAGUGAAUUUCUCUAUUUGUCUUCUCAGCACUUUCACACUUCCCCAGACAUCUGACAGCAGGACACUCAUGAAAUAAUGCUUUCUUCACACUUGCAGCUCAUUUCCAUAUCAAGCAGGAAUGUAUUCGUACUGCCAACCCACCUCCACACUGCACCUAAUUUUACAUGAUGCUGAGCAAGCUCAGCUCCUACCACCCUAUAGCAAGCAAACACCUCUGCAGAACACACUUAGGGAGUCCAUGAGUAUCCACUAGAACUUCCCACUUAGUUUUCCAGAAAAGGUGGAAUAAACCUGGUGAGGGGGAAAUCUAGUUCCAGACCAACUUUUAAGCUUUGGCACCCCAGAAUUUGAUUGGCUAUGAGACAAGCUGGAAAAUGAAAAGGAAGGGAAGAAGGAGCUGCAGGCAUCUGAGCCUUAGGCCAUGAGGUCUGAGUGCUACUACCCUAUCUUGAGGGAUCAGUGAUAGGGCAAGAAGAGAAAGCCUCAUCACAUACCUCCACUGGGAGCAGCACACGCAAUAAUACAACACAGCGCUCUGUACAAUAAAGUCCUGUUGUUUUAAUAUGCAUUGCUUUCCUAAUGCUGUAGUUUGGGCUUUUUGCAUGGCCAAGCUCUAAAAUAUCUAUGAAUAAUAUGAAUUAAGGAAAAGAAGAGGCACAAAGGAUCUUGCUUUUUAGGUAGACCUCUAUUCAUAACAUGCUGAAAUAUAACAACCGUAGUUUGGAAGUCCUCUUCCCUGGCCCUUCAGAAUCUCAUAAAGUGGUUACAUCACAUUCAGCAGCUUUUAUUUUGAUUUGCCUCCUGACUAGUCCCGUUUCGUGGCUCCCCUCACCCUGUUUUCUGUACAAUGUUUUUGA